Molecule: messenger RNA, 4350 nt
Organism: Rhea pennata
Lineage: Eukaryota; Metazoa; Chordata; Aves; Rheiformes; Rheidae
Gene: RTF2
Product: replication termination factor 2
Exons: 9
Coding region: 56-982 (308 amino acids)
Biological process (GO): site-specific DNA replication termination at RTS1 barrier; mitotic DNA replication termination
Cellular component (GO): nucleus
Source: RefSeq, a predicted model, not a curated record
CUGCGCGGAAGUGGGUUGCCUGUGGGAGGGCGAAGGCGGAAGCGCGGCGGUAGCGAUGGGUUGCGAUGGUGGCACCAUCCCCAAGCGGCACGAGCUGGUGAAGGGGCCGCGGAAGGUCGAGAAGGUUGACAAAAAUGCUGAAUUGGUGGCACGAUGGUACUACUGUACUCUGAGUCAAGAGAAAUUAUGUCGACCAAUUGUGGCCUGUGAGCUAGGCAGGUUGUAUAAUAAAGAUGCUGUCAUUGAAUUCUUGUUGGACAAGUCAUCUGAUAAAGCUAUUGUGGAAGCUGCAUCACAUAUCAGGAGCAUUAAGAGUGUUACAGAACUAAACCUUGCCGAUAAUCCAGCUUGGAGUGGUGAUAAAGAGAGUAUAAAAGGUGAUAAGUAUGAUGAUAUCCAGUGUGCACGCUUUAUAUGCCCUGUGGUGGGCUUGGAAAUGAACGGAAGGCAUAGGUUUUGCUUCUUGCGAAACUGUGGCUGUGUGUUCUCUGAACGUGCUCUCAAAGAAAUUAAAACGGAAGUUUGCCAUAGGUGUGGUGUUCCUUUUCAAGAGGAAGAUGUGAUUAUCCUUAAUGGUAAUAAAGAAGAUGUGGACAUACUGAAGAAAAGGAUGGAGGACAGAAGACUUAAAAGUAAACUAGAAAAGAAAUCAAAGAAGUGCAAGUCAGCAGAGUCUGCUUCUCAGCAAGAUACUAAUGAAGAUUUUCCAGGUCCAUCAAAGGUUAAGAAUGGAAAAGGUUGUAUCAAUUCUACUUCUAGAGAAAAGAGGCAGAUUAUAUUCACCAAAAGUUCAGCAGAUAAUGGAAGCUCAUCUGUACCAGGAAAAGUCAAUAAAGGCUCUUCCAGUACUACGAAGAGAUCAAUUGCAGACAGUGAGGAAAAAUCUGAGGCGUACAAAUCUAUUUUUACAUCACACAGCUCAGCAAAACGCUCGAAGGAAGAGUGUUCCAAUUGGAUUACUCACACAGCAUACUGUUUCUGAAACAAUGAUGUGCCUGAUUGUAACAUUCAUUACUGCUUUCCUUCCCUAAGGCUUUUGCUGUGCAACUCUGAUACAGAACCUUUGUUGUAAUCUGAUGUUAUCUGGAAUUACUCAGUUUGCAAGUUGUUUAUAAACCUGUGAAUAGCUAAUGAACUUGUGUUAGUUGCAAAUUCUACUAAAUAAGAAGAAAUAAUCACCAAAAUCCAUGUUCUAUCAGCAGAGCUCAUUUUAAAAUGAGGGAUUAUUUACACAAAAUAGAUUUUUUUUUCCCUAGGUGGAUGCCAUCAUUCUUAGUCACCCUAGGUAAUGUCCUCAGUAGUGGGAAGAAAGGGUAGGAGGAUCUGCUUAAUGUUCCCUGCUAUUGAUAUUUGCUGAAACUAUAAUUGAAGUUUUCAUUAUCGUAGUCCAGAAGCCUAAAAUUUUUGAUAGUAAGAGCAGCAAUAAUACUUUGUUUCACUAGCCUCAACAGAACAACACAUUUCUUAAAGGUUCUGUAGGUAUUUAUACCUUUCAAGUAAUGUACGUUUUGAUAGAAUAUAUGUAAGCAUAGCCAUCUUGAAAAUAUUUGUACAAUAUUUUCAUUAUAUAUAUUAUUGUCUGCUUCUAAUAACAGGAUAUAUACUUGUAUGUCAUUGUAUAUAAAUAUAGACCUGUGGUUGUAUGGUUAUUUUUCCCAAAAAGACUUAGGGAUUUUGUUGUUAGCGGUGUUUGUUUUAAAGCUUGAAGUAUCAGGUCUAAGUUUCUCUUCUUUUGUUAGAGGCUCAUAACAGAGUGGAACAAAAGUGUGACCUUUCUUCCUCUUCUGCUGAAACAGUGAGGUUCUGUGUACAUCUCUGAGGAGGAAUUUGCCAUUCUGACCUGAGCUCAGGGUUUUUAGCUUAAAUGAAGAAUAUGAACAUUUGCAUAGGGAGAGGGAAAAUUAUGUCUGGAAACAGAAUAGAAUGGCAGGCUGAUCUGAAGUGGCUUUUUAAGGAGAAAAAAUUUUGCAUGAGUAUCACACGUUUAAGAAACCUAUUGGUAGCUGAUGGAGGGAGCCCUUUAAGGCUGAAGUUAGCUGUUUUGAACAUUUCUCUCCUUCUGCAGGCAACUGAAAUGUGCUGCUUUCAGAACAUCUGUGGUACACAUUGUUUUAUUUCCUGGCAUAAAAUUCUUAACAGCAAACAAAUAUUUAUCUUAAUUUCUUGUUAUACAAAGAUGCAAAGUAUGAUAUGUUUUUGCUAUUGUACGAGUUUUGCUUCUGUAUUAAUGCAUAUUAUCCCUGUGACUUUGAUUUCAGUAAAAUUUGCAGCUCUCAUAUGACCAUAACACUUCAUGUUAAGCUGAACAGAUAAACAGAUGUUCAUUUUGCCAGCUUUAGAACAUAAUAACUUACUAAUUUUAGUCAUCAUGUAUUUUCAUAGGCUUUUGAAAAGGCCUUUUUAUUUUUAGAAUUUUUCAAACACAAAAAUAUUUUUAAAGUGUUAGUGUUCCCUUGCAGUGAUUUUGUGGCUGAGUGAUAUUGAAUCCAGUAAUAUUUACAUGACAUGAUCGGAGGGGAAACUGGAAACUUCUGACCUUCCUUUCUUCCUCUUUUUAAAUUAAAAUCUGCUUCUAUAAUUGUGGUUCAAACUAACCAGAAUAGAAGUGCAAAAAAGGAGGCUUUUAAAACCACAGCAUGAUGUUAUGUUGUUACUUUUUUGGUGUGAAAAUGAUUAAUUAUCCUCAUAAUUUAUUUUCAAGUGUCCCCCUUUAUAAUUGGCAAUAGUUAAUUGGAAAUUCAAAUGUUGUGUUUAUACCUGCGUAGGUGGUCUUCAUGGUUCAAGUGCAUCAAAUGAAACUGCUCAGAUUUUAUUAUUAUUUUGAUAGGUAUAAUUAAAAACUGGCUUGUAGAAUUUAUAUGGUGGUAAGCAUUUUUGUUUUCCAAAGAUGUGAAUGUAUCUAUACAUCACAUCAAACAGUUUGAGGUUUACUUGAGUUUCCAGGAAGCACUUAGCCACGUUUUAUAUGCAUGUCUAGUAAUCAGUUUUGUUCUCUAUGUCUUACUUCUUUUUUUCUUUCCUAUUAUCCUUUAUUAUUUGUUAGUUACAGAUAGUUGAAAUUACUGCACUAAAAGAUACACAGUGGCAGUCCCUUUAUUUGCAAUGUAAUUCUGUUUUGACAGCACAUGUUAAAUUCCUAUUAGUAUUUUAUAGGUGUCCAUUUUUCUUUUAUUUAGAUCGGUUAUAAAUCUUAAGGGGAAAUUAAUGCUCUUGACUUGGUUAUUACUUUGCUAAAGAAUAUGAGAAAAUAUAAUACACAGUGCUGCUUCCUUUUCCAUGAUAAUGUUAAGUAAAAUCCAGUUAUCCAGUUUACUCACUUGAUAACAGUUUUUCCUGGUCAUUGGGGUACUGUCAUGACUUUUUUUUUUUUUUAACCUUCUUAGAGCAUCUAUUAAAAUAAGUUCAUGAUUAUUAUGAUUUUGUUAGUGAACUGAUUCUUCAUAUACACGUAGAGGUUUUUAUCUGGAAUUGAUAGUUUGUGUUAUGGCACUUCGUUAGGAAAGCUUUUGUUUGGUAGUUUCGCAUCCUGACUUUGUAGAUGGAUUUCUUAAAAUGUUUAUGGUUUAUAAAAGUGUUGUCAGUGACAGAUGAGGUCUUCUCCUUCCCUUUACAAAAAACAGAUGUGAAGGAAUGUGAUAUAUUGUUGGCAUGUGAUGCAAUUCAUUGCCACAAUUGGCUUUUGUUAUUGUAAAAUAGAAGAGCAAAAAACUGACACUUCUGUUGUUGGCAGGCUGGGCUAGGCAGUUGAGACUGGAACGUUGACUUGGCAAGUUUUAAUAGAUUCAAGCAAAUAGUUUGCUUGAGAAUGUUUGCUUUGUUGUGGUUUUCUUUUUGUAAGGGAGGGCAAUUUAAUUUUCUUUUAAUGUAGGUGAAUUUGAAUGUUGGUGAAAGUUGAAGACUACAGAAGUUUUAGAAUCUGAAACCUUCUAUGUUUCUGAGAUGCCACAUAAGGCUCUACAGCAUUGUGUCCAUGUGUCUGUUCACAGAACAGUUAGUUCUGUUUCCAUUAAGUUCAAGCCUUGGCCUCUCUUCUGAGGAGUUUAAAAAGGAUCCAGCUAAUGCCAGUUGUAUAAUAGUGGGAUUUUUUUCUGAUGUGGAACCUGCCUACUGGGAACUGGACUGAAAUUCAACAGCUUCCUUCACAUAACCCAAUAAUCAGAUGCUGGUCAUGAAACCUAGCCCAGAUAUGCACCAGUGAAAAGGGACUGUAAAGCCAUAUGCUUCAUUUUACAGUCCUGCAGAUUAUCUGUUUGCAUCCUUGCACAGCUCUCUGUACUUACAGUAUUUGUACCUGUAAAACUGAAAAAUUGAGGGUGUCCAUACAUUAAAACUCCGUGGAUGUGAGCCUGA